AUGGAGGGUUCUCUCUACAAAUGGACAAACUACCUGAGCGGUUGGCAGCCACGGUGGUUUGUUCUGGAUGGUGGUAUUCUCUCGUAUUACGACUCCCAGGAUGAUGUCAGUAAGGGCUGCAAGGGCAGCAUUAAAAUGGCAGUGUGCGAGAUACAAGUGCAUUCAUCAGAUGGCACGCGUUUGGAUCUCGUCAUCCCUGGGAGCAGCACUUUAUCUGCGGCCAUGAACGCCGCUGAACGCCAAUCCUGGCUUGUGGCCCUGGGCAGCUCCAAGGCCUGCCUGCAUGACAGCCGCUCCAAGAAAGAGAAAGAGAUUAGCGAGACCAGCGACUUCCUCAAAACCAAAAUGUCAGAGUUGCGACUCUACAGCGACCUGAUAAAACAGCAGAUAAACACAGUGCGGGAGUCCCUCCAGCCAGGAGAGAGUCGGACACGGCCUGACAUGGAAAAAAUGAAUGAAGCAUCAUCACUGCUGGAUGCCACAUGCGGCACGUUUCUAAAGACCCUGGAGGAGUGCAUGAUCAUCGCCAAUUCCAGCUUCAAGCCAGAGCUCUUCCACUUCUCUCCACCACCUUCGCCUGUAUCCCCUGUCUCUCCUGCCUCCGCUCCCUUCCAUAUCAAUCGGAUCAAACGUACGAGCCAGCCAAACUUUGGGUCCCUUGAAAGGCACGCGACUCAAACAUGGAGGAUGGACAGCAAGCAGCAACAUCAGCAGCAUGGAGGCACGACAGUUGUGAGGGAUCUGGAAGAGAUGGCAUCGAUUCGAUCCCUGAGGCGGCUCCAGAGGCAGCGAUCCCCGUCACAGACAGAUGCUGAGCAGCACCUCCGCGCGGCCACCACUGCGCCAGAGGGUCAGAAUUCAAUUUCGGCUACCGCUCCAUCAGAAAUGGACAGUGUCCAGUGCUCGGCAGAGCGUGCAGAAGAAGAAUCUGAAGACUCUCUAUCUCCACACGAUUUUAAGGAUGCCAACGGAGACUUAAAUGGGUCUCAUGUGAUUUCAGAGCAAGCACUUCCACAACCCGACUCUCCAAUUGGUGUGUAG
Messenger RNA from Callorhinchus milii (elephant shark), 1041 nucleotides. RefSeq names its product pleckstrin homology domain-containing family A member 3-like. The record is from RefSeq and is a predicted model, not a curated record. NCBI's taxonomy places the organism in Eukaryota, Metazoa, Chordata, Chondrichthyes, Chimaeriformes, Callorhinchidae. Gene Ontology annotation, biological process: endosome organization; retrograde transport, endosome to Golgi; receptor recycling. Gene Ontology annotation, cellular component: recycling endosome; trans-Golgi network; early endosome.